AUGACUCUUGACCUUAGAUUUAAUAAAUUAAGACCUCAAGAUAUUUCUGACUUAGCAGCUUCAUUGUCAAGCUGCAUCAAUCUCUUAACUUUGGCAUUAGAUCUUGGGUACAAUAAAAUUGGAGAGUAAAAUCUAACAGGCUUAGAUAGUGCUUUGUUUAAUUCAAUAAAUUUAACCAAUUUAACACUGGAUUUAAGAGGUAAUAAAAUUGGGGAGGAGGGCGCAUUAAGUUUAGGUUUUGCUUUAGGAUAAUAUUCUAAUCUAUAAACUUUGACUCUCUGCCUUUAGUUAAACUAAAUAGGUAAUGAGGGUACAACUAAUUUAUGUUUUGGUUUAGUUAGUUGUAGCAAUCUUUCUGAUUUGACUAUCAAUCUUGAUUAAAAUGAAAUACGUCUAAGUGGAGCUACUGAUUUAGGUACUACUUUUGCAAAUCUUACUAAAUUAUAAAAAUUAAAGCUCUCUCUUAGUUAAAAUCAAAUAGGUGACAGAGGUAUAAAAAGUUUAUGUACUGGCUUAGCAAACUGCAAAAAUCUCUUAGAUUUAACACUCGGAAUUUAAUAAAACUUAGUUAGUCAUUAAGGUGUUUUAGAUCUAGGUUUGCAUUUAGCUGAUUGUAUUCAAUUACAAAAUUUAACACUUUAACUCAAAGAGGUUUAGCAUAUUGAAGGACCAUCUGUUUUAGGUAUAAAUUGUCUUUAUAAUUUAGGAUCUUCUUUGAUGAAAUGCGAACAUCUCCAUAUUUUAACUCUCAGUUUAUCAUAUAGGGAUAUUAACAAAGUUUCAAAACAAAAACUAGUAACUAAACUUUAUAAAACAAAAAGACUACUUAGGACAAUAAUAAAUUAUUAAGGAUGA
This is a messenger RNA of Tetrahymena thermophila SB210, 855 nucleotides long. RefSeq names its product kinase domain protein. Gene Ontology annotation, cellular component: perinuclear region of cytoplasm; cytosol; nucleus. The record is from RefSeq and is a predicted model, not a curated record. Gene Ontology annotation, molecular function: small GTPase binding; GTPase activator activity. Lineage: Eukaryota; Ciliophora; Oligohymenophorea; Hymenostomatida; Tetrahymenidae. The transcript has 10 exons. Gene Ontology annotation, biological process: activation of GTPase activity; nucleocytoplasmic transport.